GCGGCGUGUUCCCGCCCUGCCCUUCGCCGCUGUUCGGUGGCGGGAACAAGGGCUGCUUGUUGACCGCGGCUACCGUAAGGGUUCCCCCUCUUUUGGCGGCUCGGGGCUUCAUGGGCCUGAGAGUCUCCGCUUGGGGAACGGGGCUAAGACUUCGCGACCACCUCUCCCUUUCCCUGCCGCGGAAACCUCAGGAACGAGCCGGUGGCGUCCUAGCUCUCAAGACGAGCGGCUAAAAGGCCCAGGCAGUGCCCGGGGACACACGCGGGGAGCCGGGGAGAACAGCUUCUUUUACAGAAGGCGAAACUGAGUCUGAUAAGUGGUAAUUCAGUCACCAAAUCUUAUGGAGCAUCUAUCCUGUACCAGGCACUGGAGACACAGCGGUGAAAAAAUAGAAUUGCCAUUAAUGCUGGGGAUUUUCAGACAAACUAUCCCUAAAAACAGCCUUUUCCUGCCUGGGAGAAUGUUUACGUGAAUGUUAAUAGUGCUUAUCUUCUGGGGUGAAGUAACCAUGCAGGCAUUUCUAAAAGGUACAUCUAUCAGCAGUAAACCACCGUUGACUAAGGAUCGAGGAGUAGCUGCCACUGCCAGAAGUAGUGGAGAGAACAAGAAAGCCAAACCUGUUCCGUGGGUGGAAAAAUAUCGCCCAAAAUAUGUGGAUGAAGUUGCUUUCCAGGAAGAAGUGGUUGCAGUGCUAAAAAAGUCUUUAGAAGGAGCUGAUCUCCCUAAUCUCUUGUUUUACGGGCCACCUGGAACUGGAAAAACAUCCACUAUUUUGGCAGCAGCUAGGGAACUCUUUGGGCCUGAACUUUUUCGAUUAAGAGUUCUUGAGUUAAAUGCAUCUGAUGAACGUGGAAUACAAGUAGUUAGAGAGAAAGUGAAGAAUUUUGCCCAGUUAACUGUGACAGGAAGCCGUUCAGACGGGAAGCCAUGCCCUCCUUUUAAAAUUGUGAUCCUGGAUGAAGCAGAUUCUAUGACCUCAGCUGCUCAGGCAGCUUUAAGACGUACCAUGGAGAAAGAGUCUAAAACCACCCGAUUCUGUCUCAUCUGUAACUACGUCAGUCGAAUAAUUGAACCUCUGACCUCUAGAUGUUCUAAAUUCCGCUUCAAACCUCUGUCAGAUAAAAUUCAACAGCAGCGAUUACUAGACAUCGCUGAUAAAGAACAUAUCAAAAUCAGCAAUGAGGGACUAGCUCAUCUUGUUAAAGUGUCAGAAGGAGACUUAAGGAAAGCCAUUACAUUUCUUCAAAGUGCUACUCGAUUAACAGGUGGAAAGGAGGUCACAGGAAAGGUGAUCACAGACAUUGCUGGGGUAAUACCAGCUGAAACAAUUGAUGGAGUAUUUGCUGCAUGUCAGAGUGGCUCUUUUGACAAACUAGAAGCUGUGGUAAAGGACUUAAUAGAUGAGGGUCAUGCAGCAACUCAGCUUGUAAAUCAACUUCAUGAUGGGGUUGUAGAAAAUGAUAACCUUUCUGAUAAACAGAAGUCUGUUAUUACAGAAAAACUUGCUGAAGUUGAUAAAUGCUUAGCAGAUGGUGCUGAUGAACAUCUACAGCUGAUUGGCCUCUGUGCAACUGUCAUGCAGCAGUUAACUCAGAACUGUUAAAAUAUAUUCAGUAUGUAUUUUUGUGAACAAUUUAAAAUAAAAUGACUAAAGCACCUUUAAA
Messenger RNA from Balaenoptera acutorostrata (minke whale), 1664 nucleotides. It is a transcript of the gene RFC4, whose product is annotated as replication factor C subunit 4. Gene Ontology annotation, biological process: DNA-templated DNA replication; DNA repair. Bases 473 to 1603 code for a protein of 376 amino acids. Gene Ontology annotation, molecular function: ATP hydrolysis activity; DNA binding; ATP binding. Gene Ontology annotation, cellular component: DNA replication factor C complex; nucleus. The transcript is spliced from 12 exons. The record is from RefSeq and is a predicted model, not a curated record. NCBI's taxonomy places the organism in Eukaryota, Metazoa, Chordata, Mammalia, Artiodactyla, Balaenopteridae.